This is a messenger RNA of Lodderomyces jiufengensis, 942 nucleotides long. Its product is annotated as trans-2-enoyl-CoA reductase (NADPH). Gene Ontology annotation, molecular function: oxidoreductase activity, acting on the CH-CH group of donors. Gene Ontology annotation, biological process: very long-chain fatty acid biosynthetic process. NCBI's taxonomy places the organism in Eukaryota, Fungi, Ascomycota, Pichiomycetes, Serinales, Debaryomycetaceae. The record is from RefSeq and is a predicted model, not a curated record. Bases 1 to 942 code for a protein of 313 amino acids. The transcript has a single exon.
AUGGCAUCAAUUGAGGUCAAGUCACGUUCUAAGUCAAUUAAACCAUAUUCAUCAAAUGAAUUGACUACUGACUCAUAUGUUCAAGAAUUAAUUGAUGAGCUUAGUAUUGAUAAUCAUAUUUCAAAACAUAGGUUAAGAAUUACAAAAUUACAUAAUGGUAAACAAGUUCCAUUAGUAGCUCAUGAAACUUUCGCUCAAAAUGGUAUUCCAAAAGGAUCGGAAAACUUUCAAUUAUAUGCCAAGGAUUUAGGUCCCCAAAUUUCAUGGAGAACUGUGUUUUUAGUUGAAUAUUUCGGACCAUUUAUUUUCCAUCCAUUAUUUUAUUUUUUUAGUAUAUUCUAUGGUGUAAAACCAUUUCCUCAUACUAUUACUCAAACAAUUGCAUUUAAUUUAGUAUUAUUACAUUUCUUAAAACGUGAGUAUGAAACUGUUUUUGUUCAUAAAUUCUCAAAUGCGACUAUGCCAAUUUUUAAUAUCUUCAAGAAUUCAACUCAUUAUUGGAUUUUAUCAGGCUUCAAUUUAGCUUACUUCGUGUAUGCUCCAACUAAUCAUUAUACUGGAAUCUUGAGUUAUGUUUUUCACGUCAAUGAAUUACCAAAUUGGGCUACUAUUUCAUUAGUUUUACUUUGGGCAUUUGCUGAAUUCUCAAAUUUCACAACUCACAAAAUCUUAAGUGAUUUAAGAAAUCAAGAUGCUAAAAAAUAUGUUAUACCACAUGGUUGUGGAUUUGAUUUAGUUUCUUGUCCAAAUUACUUUUUUGAAUCAUUAUCAUGGUUUGCUUAUGCUUUAUUAGUAGGUAAUUGGUCUGCUUGGGUGUUUUUUGUUGUAAGUACUGGUCAAAUGUGGCUUUGGGCUGUCAAGAAACAUAAAAGAUAUUUGAAAACUUUUGGUGAUGAUUAUAAAAAAUUAAAAAGAAAGGUAAUGAUACCAUAUAUUCUCUAG